UUGUUCCAUUUUGAAGACAAAAACGUGAGUUAAUAAUACAUUUUGAUUAAAAUGAAAUAAUAAUUAAUUCAAUAUAUAAAAAUAUUUCAAUUGUUCGGCAUAAAAUCACACGUUUAGUUUAUAGCUUGAACAGUCGCCGUGUAAAAACUGAGUACUCAGUAUCAGAGCGCUAAAAAUGAAUUUCUUAAUAUAUUUCAUAUUCUUCAUUGUAUACAGUUUCAAUGCUUCCGCACAGCGUUGUGUGCCGCUAGCCAAUUCUACAUGCACUGAAGCAGCUAAUCCAGGCACUACUGGACCCGGUUGUGUGGCGGGCACUAGAUGGUCCUACGAUCCAACCAGCAGACAAUGCACUCCCUUCACUUAUCAGGGCUGUGGCGGUAAUACGAAUCGUUAUUGUUCUCAAGUGGUCUGUGUGCGCAAAUGUACUGCCAGGCCGAGGGUUGUUGUUGGUUAAAUAAAUGAAUAAAGCAUGUUGAAGAAUAUAUAA
Zeugodacus cucurbitae (melon fly) is the source of this 487-nucleotide messenger RNA. RefSeq names its product proteinase inhibitor-like. The record is from RefSeq and is a predicted model, not a curated record. Lineage: Eukaryota; Metazoa; Arthropoda; Insecta; Diptera; Tephritidae. Gene Ontology annotation, molecular function: serine-type endopeptidase inhibitor activity. The transcript has 2 exons. The coding region runs from base 176 to 454 and encodes 92 amino acids.